Molecule: messenger RNA, 7456 nt
Organism: Xiphophorus maculatus (southern platyfish)
Lineage: Eukaryota; Metazoa; Chordata; Actinopteri; Cyprinodontiformes; Poeciliidae
Product: E3 SUMO-protein ligase PIAS1-like
Exons: 14
Coding region: 195-2342 (715 amino acids)
Biological process (GO): regulation of transcription by RNA polymerase II; protein sumoylation
Molecular function (GO): zinc ion binding; SUMO ligase activity; transcription coregulator activity
Source: RefSeq, a predicted model, not a curated record
CACAGACAUAACAAUUUCACUCUCACCUCACAGGUUUACCAAUAAAACGACGGUACUGAAACUAAACAAGCCAGUAACUUUGCAUAGGUGUGCUCUUGAACCCACCACUAUCGCUCUGUGCGCGUUCACGAAUCCCCUCUGCGCGUCCCAGUCAUGUGACAACACCUCAGCACGCCUGCGCACAGAAAUAGAAGAUGGCGGAGAGUGCGGACCUGAAGCAAAUGGUGAUGAGCCUGCGGGUGUCGGAGCUGCAGGUGCUGCUGGGCUACGCUGGGCGCAACAAACAUGGACGCAAGCACGAGCUGCUGACCAAGGCGCUCCACCUGCUGAAAUCCGGCUGCAGUCCCGCCGUGCACAUGAAGAUCAAAGAGCUCUACCGAAGACGCUUCCCUGCCAAAAUGGUCUCCCACCCCGAGCUGGCGCUGACCGGGCCGCACCACCCGGCUUCGGUCGGAGUCGUCGGGGGAGGCGGGGCGGCGCUGCCUGCCGGCCUGACGCAGCUGGCGUACGAGGGCCACGCCGGUCACGGCGGCGCUCCGUCGCCCGCUGCCUUAUUGCCCCUCUCGCUGCUCGGACCCGGGAAACACGAGCUGACCGCGCUGACGCACCACCUGCCCACUUCGGCCUCGCUGCACCCGGUCCAUCCGGAUGUUAAGCUCCAGAGGCUGCCUUUCUACGACCUGCUUGACGAACUUAUCAAGCCGACAAGUCUAGCGUCAGACAACAGCCAGCGGUUUCAGGAGACGUGUUUCGCCUUCGCGUUAACGCCGCAGCAGGUCCAGCAGAUCAGCAGCUCUAUGGACAUCUCGGGGACCAAAUGUGACUUCUCAGUUCAGGUUCAGCUCCGGUUCUGCCUGUCGGAGACAAGCUGUCCUCAGGAAGACCAUUUCCCUCCCAAUCUUUGUGUCAAAGUCAACGGGAAGCCAUGCAACCUGCCGGGUUAUCUUCCUCCAACCAAAAAUGGCGUCGAGCCUAAGCGGCCGAGCCGGCCGAUCAACAUUACCUCACUUGUCAGAUUGUCCACCACAGUCCCGAACACCAUCGUGGUAUCGUGGACUGCAGAGAUUGGAAGGAGUUACUCCAUGGCGGUUUACUUGGUGAAGCAGCAGUCCUCCACAGUGCUGCUACAAAGACUGCGAGCAAAAGGCAUCAGAAACCCAGAUCACUCCAGAGCGCUCAUCAAAGAGAAGCUCACAGCGGACCCUGACAGUGAAAUAGCCACAACCAGCCUGCGUGUGUCCCUGCUCUGCCCGCUGGGGAAGAUGCGGUUGAUGAUCCCGUGCAGGGCGCUGACGUGCUCCCAUCUGCAGUGCUUCGACGCCACGCUUUACAUCCAGAUGAAUGAGAAAAAGCCCACCUGGGUCUGUCCUGUCUGUGACAAGAAGGCCCCUUAUGAGCAUCUUAUCAUCGAUGGACUUUUUGUAGAGAUCUUGAACAGCUGCUCAGACUGUGAUGAGAUCCAGUUUAAGGAGGAUGGCAGCUGGGCCCCCAUGAGGUCUAAGAAGGAAGUGCAGGAGGUCUCCUCAGCUUCCCUUAACAACGGGCUGGAUGGCUCCUGUCGGACGUCUGAAGGCUCAGAUCAGCACAGCUCCUCGUCCUCCAGCCACAGCGACAGCAGCCACAGCAAAAAGUUGGAAGUGAUCGACCUGACACUCGACAGCUCCUCGGACGAAGAAGAACCAGAUUCCCCGCCACUGCCUCCUCCUCCUCCUCCUCGUCCACCUUCCUCUGCAACACUUCCUCCUCCAGUCAAAAGAGCGUGUCCGUCUCUGUCGCCGACCUCGCCGCCUGUCAUAAACAAAGGGGUGUUGAACCUGCACCACCAGGCAUCUCCCGCCAGCUGCACCCCCAGCAUGACAGCCAUGGACACCAACUACAUCCCUCCGGUGCCCCCACUCAUCCAGGACUACAGGCCCUACUACCACACCCCCAACGACCUGUCAGAGUUGAAUUUCUUCUCUUUUCUUCAAGGAGACAAUCAUCAGCAUUACAACAUGGUCAUGGCGGCGGCGGCGGCUGCCUCGGCCUCAGAGGACCACGAGCUCCUCCUCAACCGCUUCCUGCCCUACAGCACCUCCUCGUCGGCCUCCCAGCUGUUCCUCGACCAAUCAGGUACCCCCUCGCUGACGGCGCCGACCAACGGGAUGAGCAACACGGGCGGCGGCGGCUUGGUCUCAUCCAAUAGCCUUCGAGACACUCACUCCACACACUCGUCGUCUUCGCACUCGUCCUCACACCCGUCCUCACACACACACCCCGGGGUGGUGGCCAGUCGAAGCAGCGCCGAAGCGGCAGUGGCAGCUAUCUACGGCGGGAUACCUGACGUCAUAUCGCUGGACUGACCCGAGGCGGGGGGCGACGCUCUGGGCCCGGCGUGAAUGCAGCGUCACGCCGGGCCCGAUGCGGCCCGCAGGGUAAACGUUUCUUUUUUUCUUUUUUUUUUUGCUCCAGAGAUUAGACCGGCCCCAAGUCAUCGAACUCUUGUCAGCCUUUUUGGAGCCAUAAUAUGGAGAAAAGCACUAAAUAUCUAAGUGGGUGACAUCACUUAAAGGGAGAGUAGCAGGGAGGGAUGUGGACUUGGUGUUACUGACCUCAGAUGAGAAACCAGUCCGAACGUUUGGACCACAUCUGAUCUUUACUGGUACAAACUUGGCACAAACAGCGGAGAUGCUGCCCGAGUGAAAAAAAACACAGGGUUGAAGGGUUCCUUAUUGUUUUUUUCAAGGCGCAGCACCGUGACCAGAGAACAAAAUCUAUUUUCCUCUUUUACUUUUCUAAGUCGGAACGUUUUCAGUGUAGUGAGCUGCUUCUGUCGCUGUUCCCAGGCGGAGGACUGGACCUCCUUUCCCUUCAACACCUGCUGCCAUGUUUGCUUAACUUUCCAUCCGCAUCUCCAACAGCAACCACGUUCCUUUUUUUCCCCUCUUCGACCUCCUGUCCAGAUUCAUUGUGUAUUUUGUUUUUCUCUAUAAUGAGACUGAAUUAACAGUUGAAUCAUGUUGUAGUAGUUUUAAUAUUCUUUUUAACUUAUGUAUGAUAUUUAAACAGUGAAAUAUGCAUUCCCCUUGACUUUCAGGUUGAUUCUGUGUUGGUUAUUUUCACUCCUUGUAAAGAAUCUGCCGGCAUACAGCAUUUAAACUGUUGAAGCUAUUUAUACUUGCCAAUUCUGACUUUUAGCUGGAAGACUUUUUUUUUUUUUUGCACAAUGCCAAAAAGUAGGUACUAAUAUGAAAGUGAUCUGAGUGCUGUUGAAUGUGUGUGGGUGUGUGUGUGUGUGUGUGUGUGUGUCAGUGUUUUCAGUCCGUUUCUCCGGGCUCAGUGUGUUGCUUCACGUCUCUUGCGGCUGACUGUCAUAAAAGGAUUUUCCGACGUAGCCGGUCGUAGCAACGCCGGGCCUUUUAAAGACACAGGCGUCCACAGCAUGCGACCAAGCUUAAAGCAGUGCCUGUUUAUUAUGUGCGCGUGUUUGAGGAACAUUAAAGUAAUGUCUUAAAAUCGUCACUUUUUCUUUUGCAUCUGACGUUUUUGAACCUACGGCUGGUUUUCCGCACCCAUCCGGGGGGAAAGCUGAGUCAGGACGGCUUGCGGGUGACGUCUUGAGAAGUGAAAGAAGGCGGCCUCGGCAGGUCGACGCGGGCUCCGCUCCGAAUUAGACGGUUUAAAAAUGCAUGGCCUGUCAGGAGAAAGCCUCGAGUGUUUGGAGCAAAGCGCGUUCGCUGCUUUUCACGCAUGGUUUGCUCGUGAAUGUACAUUUUUAAAACAACACACACUUUCGUUUUGUCGUUAUCGAAGCCGUGUUUCCCCGUCGUCCUUUAAAUGUUCCCAGCGUCUGGCGUCAUGAGCGUCUCUCUGACGCCCCGCUUCCAGGCGCCGGAAUCAGGCAGCGCCUAAUUAUCCCAGCGAUCAUGAGAUAAUGGGCUCUGACAGCGGCUCCCGUCACCUCACCUCCCUCCUCCCGCCGCCCCGUCCCAUUCCUCGAUAACCGGACGGGAAUCUGACACGGGGUGACCUCCUCCCUUCUCCCCCUCUUCCCUCCACUUGGCAUUUCUAACUCCAUUCCCCGCUCUGCUCAUGGGAACCAACUCCUGCCUCUCCAUCAUCUGCUGGAACAAGUUCUUUUAGUGUAUUUCCUGUGUUGUGCAGUAUUUUAUUUAUUUUGUACCCUUCGUGUCUAUAUAUUGAAUUUUCUUUUCUUUUUUUUUUACAAAUUGCUCAGUGGCUGAAAGCGAGUGUGAGUCACUGUCAUGUGGGAGCCGGUGGUGAAAAGAUUUUAUUUAAUAUGCGUUGAAUAAUUGUUUAGCAGCAGCUCGACUACUCAGAAAGGUGUUGUGAUGAUUCUCUAGGGAAAUAAAUGCCACCGUGCAUUUACUCGGUAGCAGACUCUGGUAAUCCUUUUAUGGGCACAAACGAAUGCUUAAUUAAUUCAUGCGUGAUUAAUUGUUUCUUUUGAAUUAAUUGUGUUGUGUGUUCCGGAAUGCAGCGAUGUAGAAAGGAGUGCGGGAAAAAAAAAAAAUAGGCUGCACAACCAGAAACCCAGCAGACAAAUCCAAACAUCAGGUAGUUUUCCGAGGCUGCCAUCAGCUUCAGCUGUUUGGCAGAUAAUGACAUAAAGAAUAAAGAUGAUGCACAUUAAACACGCUGGUAGGCAUGGGCUGGUUUCCACUAUGUUUCAUGUCCUCUUAAUUUGAAAGUGCAGAGAGGAAGUGCCUGUCUGUUUGGAGCAGGUGUGGGAACCAGCGCCACCUAUCGCUUUCUGUGUUAAUGCUAUUUUGAAGCUGAAGUUUGAAAGUACACGUUGCUCUUACACAGACAACUCAGUUAUUUUCUGUGCAUAAACUCUCAAAGUGUCAUAAAAUUGAUCAAAUGUUUAUUCUAUGUUUUGGCUAGCCUUAUAAGGCUGAAUGGACCAUUAUUUAUGCCGCAUUUCUGAAAUCUCUACAACGUAACGUUUCAUUUUUCUUCAAAAACCUGCAACAUUUUACCCCCAUUUUUUGUCUUUCACCCCCUGGUGGAGGACUGAGGCAUUGCAGAUGACCUGUGGAGGUUUUUCUAGAAGUCCAAGAUUAUCUGCAGGAAUCUGAUGGGAGUUUUUAAGCUGCACAAAGUGGUUUUCUUUGAGUUGGUUACAGUCAGAUGUGUGUAGAGUAACACGACGUUUUGCUCAACCAAGAGAAGCACUAUGUUAGGAUUUUUUUUUUUUUACUCAAGUAAAAGUAAAACUUUGCCAUACAAGAAAUUAGUAAGGUGAGAGUAAAAAAGUAUUCCAUCAAAAUGUUACUCAUGUACUUAGUAAUUGUUUGAUUGCAACAUCUGAUGUAAUAUUUAAAAGUUGUGGCAGCAGAUAAACAAAAAUCUAAAGUCAUGUUCACAUUGUGGUAUUUUAUAGACAAAAGGAAAAAUAUGCAAAUAAGUAAAAUUCUCACUUUUCUGGUCACUGAUAAAAAGUAAACAUGAAAAAACAUUAAAAAAAAAAAAAAAAAAAAAAAGACAAAGCAUCACCACAAAUAAAUACAGCACAGAGCUUUUUAUUUUGACCCUUCGUUGAGAUAAACAUAUGGCUUAAUAUGUUUCACACAAUCAGUUGAAAAAAACUGCCAGUGUGCUCGCAAAACAGUUUUUAAAAGUGUUGUUAGUAAAUUAUUAAGUGUGCAAUUUGAUUUUUAAGUCAUACAGAUAAUUAUUUUUAUUGGGAAAUUAUUUUUUUUUUUAAAAGUAUCCUAACAUGUGACUUAUGAUACAAAUUUUUUUUAUUAUUAUUUUCCUAAAUCUUUCAAAUUAGCAGUUCAAACAAAAUUCGACUAUGUCUUAAGUUGAGCUUUAAACGGUGAUGUGCAAGUAUCAAAAUCAAAGUGACAACUCAAGCAGGUUGUAAUAAUUUUUCUUUUUCGCUUUUUAGCAUUAUUUUAAAGGAGUUAGAUUGUUUUUAUAUAGUUUUAAGUAUUUGUUAAUGGCAUAGUGAACACUGUGGGAUUUCUUUCCAGGUUGUCAUAGUGAGAGACUCCUCCAUGCCUGCAGGCCACACGUCGGUAAACAACCGUCUCAUUUUUAGGUCUGCCUUGUACAUAUUCACACCAACUCAGCCCGUUUACCUCAUUUUACCAUCUGGCACCAGUUCAGGGCUUGUCUGUUUGCUCUUCAAUAAUACUGAAAAAUACAUUGGGAGGGCCUGAAAAGCUCCCGUCUGCUUUUAACUGAAGCCGAAAGAGCUGUUUGUAUCCGAGUUUAACGGCGCCCUGUUGUUUUGAGUGCGGAGAGGCAGCCAAGCUGUCCCCCCUUCUCCAACAUCCUUUGUAUAAUGGAACAAAAUAAAUCUCCAUUUGAGAAUUUUAAAUUUAUCCUGAUUAUGAAACCAAAACAGGACAUUCUUCCUAAAUAAAACUUUUAAAAACCAGCUUCUUUUGGCCUGGAAAGCAAAGCAGAGUCCUGCAGGGCUUCUGGAUGGAGCUGCAGAGUUUCCUUGCAGACCAUCAAGGAGUCGGUUAAUAAUUAAUUGUUUGGCUCAUCAUUCAGACUUAUAGACAGCAUGUGCCUUUAUUCUAAAGUGUUACCAGAUUCCUGCUGCUCCCCCCCCUCCCGUGUUGGGAUACUUGACGAGACAGUCACUGUAACUGAAAGCAUUUGAUUGCGGCUUAAUUUAUUGAAGCUUCUGUCCUCACUCUCGUCAUGCUGCUGACUUCAUGACGGCCAGGGGGCGCCAGAGCAAACUGUGUUGAAUGUGUUUCUGCUCAAACAUCACAAGCUUCUGUGUGGGAUUGCCAAAAACGACAAAGUUGGAUCUCCUCCUGGUUUCCCUCUAAUGUUAUUAUUAUUAUUUCUUUUUUUUUGUUGUUGUUUUUUUUUGUGGCUCUUUAACAGUGAAACUCUGGGAAAGCGGCUCCUCUCUUUGGUCAUCCUCACCUUAACUUAAAGGGAAAAAGUGUUUAUAUUCUGUCAGUAUGGGAAAACCCUGAAAACUGAGCGUUCAGAUCCGAACGUGAGCCGUUCGAUGUCCUCUCGUAUGCUUCUGUUUUUGUGUGUGUGUGUGUGUGUGCGUCACUUCAGAGCGAAAGGAAUAAAAAUAAUUUAUAUAUUUUUUAGAAAACGGAAGUUGUAAAACAAAACAAAAAAAGAAAAAAAAAAGACGACUGUGGCCAAUAAAGAGUCUCACACAACGGAAAUGAUCUCCUUAGACGGACUCGAGUCGACAUCUGCACUCACUGCCUUAACAGGUUUCACAGCUCCAGUCUGAGAGACAGAAAAACUUGUUUUAACAAAAAAAAAAAAAAUCAAAUAAAUAAAUAAGAAAAAGGCUUUUCAUGGAGGGAAGGAGGAAGACGGUGUACAGUAGACCCAUGUCAGUUUGUACAAAUUUACCAAGUGAAAAAAAUAUUUAUUACCUGCAUUGGAAGAAAUUGUUUACUUAUUGAAUGUUACUUGUUUAUGUAGAAAAGUAGAUGUAAUAAAAUGCAUUCUGCUA